AUGUUCAUUAAUUUAGAAAAGGAUUUAAAAUGCUUAUAAAAAAAGAGUUAGGAAUACCAAGAGAUCACAUAAAAAUAUCUAGUAGCGGAUUCUGGAGUGAGAGUAAUGAAUGAUGCAUUUAAAUAAAUCUUGAAUAAGAAAAAAAGUAAUUUACAAUUGAUAUAAUUCAGGCAAAUAAUUUUUUUGUAAGAAUUGUCCAAAAAAGUUUCUAUCUUUUCCUGCAUUGAAAGAGCAUGCAAAAAAGAAUCAUGGAUUUUAACCACUUCAAAAUGGGGAAGCAAGAAAGAGAGGAAGACCCAGGAGAGAUGUAAUAAAGCCAAGUGAUUAAUUUAUUGAAUGGGAGAAAAAUUAAGGAUAAUAAUAACCAAAACCUAAGAGACCAUCAUCUCUAAUUACAUUAAGAUUAGAAUCAAUUAAGGAAAUGGGUUUUGGUGGAUUUUUGCGUGUAUAUACUAAUAGUAAGAUUAGGCACCUAAUUUAUAAUCAUAUCCAUCAAUAAAGGAUUCCAUAACAAGUUUAAUAAAUAAAUUAGAGCCAUAAUUAGAGGAGAAUUAUAUUUUGAUUGGACUUGAGGAAAUGAAUAAAUAUUAUGAGGAGGAUUAAGAAUUUUAUUUGGAGAAGAAUUAUAAUGUUAGUUAGUUAUUGGUUUCAUUUUUAAUAAAUUUAACAAUGUAAGUAAAUGAUGAAUUACUGAGAGUAUUCAUCACUUUUACAAAAGCAAUAUAUUUUUUCAUUGAUAAUUUUGCUAGAGAUAUUUUAUUUAAGUAAUUGUCUCCAGAAGAAUAUGGUGUAAUUUGAUUAUAUAUAAGUAGUUGAUUCCACCAAUAUGUCCUAAUAAGAAAUUUCAUGAAUUAAUGACAAUAUAGACAUUCCCAUUAAUAUUAAAUGAUUUCUUAGAAUUUUUACCAAAUUUUUAAGAAGCAUUUCCAUUGCCAUUUGCAGCAAGAAUAUUAAAAGAAAUUUGUGAUUGGAGCACAGCAGAAUGUAAUGGAUUUAAAGUGUAUUUUAAUCUUUGA
This is a messenger RNA of Paramecium pentaurelia, 1016 nucleotides long. The record is from the annotation of a GenBank genome assembly. Lineage: Eukaryota; Ciliophora; Oligohymenophorea; Peniculida; Parameciidae.